GUGCGAAUUUGCCGGCCAUCCUGCCUCCGUUUAUCGCCGAGCAAACAGCUACUCUCUGUGUGUGAAUUUUUCUCUCUCGUCCGAGGAAAACCCAAACUUACUUCGAUGGUGAACGCCGUGAAAGUCUUCAAGAAGACCGCUCCUAAUGGUAAAAUCACUGUCUAUCUCGGUCGUCGAGACUUCGUAGACAACACCUCCUCCACCGAGCCUGUUGAUGGCAUCGUAGUCUGCGAUAAUGAUUACCUACGAGGCCGCAAGGUCUACGCGACCGUCACGGUCACGUACCGUUUCGGUCGCGAAGAGGAUGAGGUCAUGGGCCUGCACUUCAGCAAGGAGAUGCAACUCGCCUCGCAGCAGAUCUACCCAAGCAGCGAGUCUCCCCAGUUAACUGCCGUCCAGGACCGCCUCCUGAAGAAGCUCGGCGCCAACGCCUACCCCUUCGCCGUGACUCUCCCCGCGAACGCUCCUUGCUCCGUCCAGCUCCACGCCGGAUCGGAGGAUGCGGUGAGAGCUCAUAUUCGUUUGGUAAAUAGGGCGUGGGUUUGGAAUGGCGCGAUGAAAUACGAGCGCGGUAAAAUGGGCUUCAG
This is a messenger RNA of Penaeus vannamei (Pacific white shrimp), 587 nucleotides long. The record is from RefSeq and is a predicted model, not a curated record. Lineage: Eukaryota; Metazoa; Arthropoda; Malacostraca; Decapoda; Penaeidae.